Messenger RNA from Pocillopora meandrina, 325 nucleotides. The record is from the annotation of a GenBank genome assembly. Lineage: Eukaryota; Metazoa; Cnidaria; Anthozoa; Scleractinia; Pocilloporidae.
AUGGAUGCCCAUGUGAGGUUCUGGAAUGAUACAACCAACCAAGUCACAACAAGAUAUUUCAACAGUGAAUUUCUUGGUGAGUGUUGAGUUUUAUUAUGGACUAGGUAAAAUAUUGUUUCUUCUUUUGCCUUUUGUGCUGAUGUUUAAGUGCUUAUGAAGGAGCUGAUGACAAAUUUUAUCGUUGACUGUUAAUAUAGGCCAUGGUACUGCUGACAACUUGAUGGAUCAUUUCGCCAAAAGUGUGUUAGAAAGUAGUUUGCAAGCUAACAAUAUCAUACAGGUCAACAUGGAUGGCUCAAGUGUUAACUGGAGGUUUUAUGGAUAA